This is a messenger RNA of Bactrocera neohumeralis, 6362 nucleotides long. RefSeq lists its product as uncharacterized. NCBI's taxonomy places the organism in Eukaryota, Metazoa, Arthropoda, Insecta, Diptera, Tephritidae. Gene Ontology annotation, biological process: axo-dendritic transport; synaptic vesicle transport; chemical synaptic transmission. The record is from RefSeq and is a predicted model, not a curated record. Gene Ontology annotation, cellular component: axon; cytoplasm; dendrite.
CGUGAAGGCACUGAAAUCAUAAAAACAAAAACGAGUGACACUUGCGAAACGCGACGCCAAACGAUACGACUCAAACACCGAAGUGCACGAAACACGACUGAACGUGGCGCGAGUGAGUUGCCGGCCAUUAGGCCCUAAGAAAUCCGAUAAAGUUAGCUGAGUUGGUGGUGAGUGGCUGCGCAACUAAAGACAGUGAUUUACGGUGGCGAUUAUAGGAAAAUAAGCAAAUAAACAAAUUUAGAAGCUUAUAUGUAAGAAGAAUAUGUAAAGUGAAGGAAAAUUUCCAACAGCGAUACUUUUACACUCCGAAAACAAAGGAAACCACUUAAGUGGGUGAAAGGCAAUGUAAUAACCUAUUUCACAAUUACAAGAUCGAGAAAAGCGAUUUUCCAAGUGAAAACAUGAGUGCCACGUAUAAACGUGAUAAACUCUUCAAGUCCUGGACUGGGAUUAGUGAAGUGGCGCUUAUUAAAGAGGUGGCCACAAAAGGUGAAAACAUUGACCUCUGUAUUGAGUAUUGGGCACGUAAGCGGAAACUACCAAUACCGGAAUAUGAACAAUUCUUCCAGGAUGUUGUACAAACGUAUGUGCACCGACUGCUUACUGAACGGCUGGUGUGCAAGGCGGAAAUGGUAUUAAUCAAUGUAAAACGGGAUGUUAAAAGCUUCUAUUAUCAGUUCGCUUGUGAGUGUGAUGAUGAGGAACUGCGCGAACUUGUAAUAGAACAUCUACAAAAGAAAGAUCCACAAAAUUAUGAGACUGAUAUGCUACAAUUGCAAUUCUAUUGGGAUUUGCUGCAGCAACUACAAACAUGUCCUGAAUUGCUUGCGAAGUGCAAAGUGCAACUACGACGCGUUAAUAUUGAAACGCUGGUGCAUUGCGAUGAUUCAUACCUCAAUAAAUUAUUAGCGGAGUUGUAUUUUUCUAACAACAAUCCGCAGCUUUUGGAACGUUUAGAUAAAUACAGUUUAUGGAAUUAUUUGGUGGACGAAGCAAAAUUGGCACAAUUAGUGCGUUGGUGUUCAUUAGCAGGGCAAUUGCCACAAUCGGAGUAUACAGAAUUGGAAGUAUUAUAUUGUGAGUGGGUACUGGAAGCGGAAAUGUAUGAAUAUGCAUUAAAAACAUUGGAGACACCUAAUGAAACAAUACGUAAUUGCUUUGCGGCGGCCGGCUACUUAUUUGACGAUGAAAGAGAUAAAGUGUCUGUAGUGGUGCGGCGGCUGUGCACUACCGAAAGCUUGGAACGUAACCGUGAAAUAUUAGAAAAACUGCCGAUAGGACAAUUUUUACUCGAGCGCGGUUUACACAUGUUGCUACUACGGAAUUUUGUGAAAACACGCGAGUUGGAAGAGAUGUUUGCGGAAUAUCCGGACGAUGAGGAGCUGCUCAAGUUUUUAGUAGCAUUAAAAGAAAACAAAACCGAUGAGUUGGAAGAGUUUGGAAAAGUAUUCCAAGCGACCAAAUCGUAUCUGGAGCAUCAAGGUAUUGAUUUUAACGCUGAACAACCAUUAGUCACUUUAUUUGAUUUUCUCAGCAACGAGCCCAGUGUGGAGACUUUAAUCUGUUUCUUACACACAACUGGUUUACAAAACAUUCCAUAUUUGAAAACAUUACCCAUCAGAAAUCCCAAUCACAAUAGCGAAUCAAAUAUAUCCACGGGUGUUGACAAUUGCAGUAACGGGCAAGGCAAAAGUAUGCCCACCCCUUAUGAUUUUCUGCGCAAAUUCAAGCAUAUCGAUAUAAAAGAAAUCUCCAAGGAAUUGCAAACAGACACGUUAGCCUCGUUCUCCAAUGAAAAGCUGUGCGCAAAAUAUGCGCGAAAGUAUAAACUCAAUUUUCUGCAUUAUUUGAAACAGCAACGCAGUUGCUAUGCCGUCUACUACCUUAUCAUGGACCAUCUGCAACAGUACGGCCAACUAACCAAAGGGCAUCUCUUCACCGCCUGCGAAACUGUCACCGAAUUGGCAUUGCAACACACCAACAACUCUGAGUUGGUCACGCACUGCGUCGCCUUCAUCGAAAUGCUCGGUUAUGAUUCACAGUAUUUGCGUAAUUACCUGAAAUUGUGUCGAUUGCUGGAGAAUGAAGGGGACGAAACAAGCGUGGUGGCCAAAAAUUACACACAGUUAUUUGCGCGUGUGGAAAACCUUUUGGUACAGCAGAUUACCAAAGAACCAGCCAAAUUUCCACUCAAAGAUUACCAGGCGCUAAUGCGUUUGGUCGCCUGCAGCGGCCAACGCCAGUGGCCCAUGAAAGUAAUGCAAAAUUAUGCGAAAGAAGACGAUUGGUGGCGACUGCUGGUGCUCAUGCAAUACUUUGACGUGCCGCUGUCGCAACUGCAAGUGCUAGUGGGGCACUUCGAGACGCGCGCCAUGGGCGAGCAUAUGCUGCGCGCCUUUUUAUGUGAAUUGCCAGCGCAGGUGAAGCGUCAUGCCAGCUUCUCGCGUCAGCAUAAGAAACCCGCGCGUAAAGCUGAAGCAAAUCCAUUAACUACCUCCGCUGAGACGCUCACCUCGUCCAUUAGUUCUGCUUGCAAUGAUCCAAAUAGCGCGCUAUUUCGCACUGCGCCCAGUCAACAGCGUUUGCAUUUCUUACCGGACGCUUGCGGGCGUCUAGAUCUCUUUGCAAUUGUGCUGCUCAGCAGUACUCCCAUAAAUGAGGAGCAGGUGAGCGCUGCUAGUAAAUUUCUCGAACUCAUGCAGGAUCAGCAUACACAUGCGACUUCAUGGAAUUUACUACGGAAUUGCGUGAAGUACAGACUGCCAGUAUUAGCGGUGCUAGCCACCACAGUGCAUCAGGUCAAUAUCGAGUGGCAGUGGCUGGUUUGGCUGGCUGUGGCCACAAAUCAAUGGACUGAAGUGCUCAAAUUGUCCACAUUGCAUAUACAGCAAGUUACUUGGUUGUUGGUUGAGUCCGCUGUGCGUCAUGGCGAUACGGGCCUGCUGUUGCGUAGUUUUCGCAUAUUCUUCAAGGACAGCGCUUUUACACAUUUGUCAUUUCUACAGCGCACUCAACACAAACGCCACUUCGAUGAUGAAGAUGUACACACGCUACGUCUCUUUCUGCUUGCGUGGAGCAACAAUGCAGUUGAAAUGCCCUUCUGCGCCACACUCGAGCGCCAUGAGCUCAUGCAGCACAGUAUCCGUCUGCUUCUUGUGCAUUUGCAGCAUAAUUUUGAAUCGACGCUGGAGCAACAGAAGCUCAUUAGCUGUAUGUGCCGUUCCGACAUGAGCGACAUUAGCGUCAAAAUGGACUUUUGUCGUUUGCACGCCGUUUUCGAAGCGCUCCAGACGCGUCCUGGCUGGGCCGAAUGCUACACGAUCGAUUUCGAGCAACUUGCCGUAGAUAAUAAUCAGGUGUACGAACAACUUUUGGACGCUUUGCGUGCGAAAGGCGAAUACGAUGUCGCGGUGCGUUUGGCCACGCUGCUACAGCAACCCAUCAGUGAUAUCGUCUACAGCAAAUGGGUAACAAAGCUGGAGUCAGCUGAGUCGGCUGACGAUGAGGAGCCAUAUGCGGUUAAGACGUUUCAACUGUAUGAAAACGAGAUCGCGGAGCAUUCACUGCCGCCGGAAUUGCUGGUGAAUUUUUAUCUUUACGCGGCUGGUCGCCUUACCGAGCCAUGCGCGCGCAAAUAUCAACUUCUCAAGCGAGCGCUUACCGUUAUUAAACAACAUCACCUCUUUCCGAAUGAAUCAUUCGAUCGUGAUCAAAUCGAGUACGAAAUGUUCAUAUGCUACCUACAACUGGAUGAUGAUGUCGCAGCUGCAAUGGGUGUUUACCACUCGGAAUACUACGAGCAGAUCAUGUUGCACGAACGUUGUGUACUGUAUAAGUCUUUUCUCGAAUUGAAGGAGCUCGCCGGUGUUGAAGAUCUCAAUGUCAGCAUAAAGCAUCCGAUGACCAAGCAAAUGGAAGCGCGUCUGGAAGCUCAACUCAACUUAUUGCUGGACAAAGGUGAUAUUGUGGAGGCAUUGCGGCUGCAAGAACUCUUCGAAUGCCGUCCAAUCGAUUUGCGUUUUGUGGUGUUUUGCAUGGCGCUGGCCGAGGGUGUGACCACCAUUUUCAGCAUGUCCUCAGAGGAGCGCCAAAUGCUGCGUGACAUCGAGAUAAGCUCAUUCGCCAAAUUCAACAAACGCACGCUGGAUAGUGGUCUACUGACGCGUGAAGGCCGUAAUUCGCCCUCGAAAGCCAGCAGCGAUCUUUCAGAUAGUUGUUCGACUCUCGAGUUUGAAGAGAUUCCAUCCAAGGAGAAGCGCGAAACGUUGGAGACCAUACAAGGCAUCGCUUCCAAGCUCACGUAUGGCGUCAAUAUUGGACGUCGCAUUGUUAUGGUCUAUCGGGCUGCCAUGUAUUUAGAUAAAGAGUAUUUGGAUGUGUUGCGCACGAAGGAUACAACGGUGUUGCUGCAAAGCGUUUCCGAAGAAGGUUGUCUGCAUCGUCUGCUGGUUGUGAGUGAUAUUAUAACAUCAACGCAUAUGACACCGCAGGAGAUUGCCGAACUGCUGGCCACGGAACUUGCCACAGCCAUCGUGCGUCCACGCUUCUACAUUUUCACUGCCGAUCAACAAGCGAAAAACACGAUCAAAAAUACGCCCGUCUGGGGCUACAAUAUCGAUCGUGAUCUGCAUUUAUUUCUGGAAUUGGUACCGAACACCACGAAGCUGGGCAAUUGUCUGCUUGAAUACUGUGAUGCGUUGAAAGCAUAUCGUAAAUUCCAAGAUAAUAAACCAUACGAACACAAUACGGUAUUCGAGCGACUCGCCGAAAUCAUACGACGUUACGGGCUGCCCACCAAUAGCAAUGGCAUUUCGACCGCCAUACCACCGAUUACCACCGCCACAAAUGCUGGACCGAUGCUGCCGCCGGCGCAGGUGCUGUCACACAAGAAGCAGAACAUCAUCUAUGUGGAGCUGUUAAUCAAGGCGCAUCAAUGCUAUGUGCACGAGUGCUCCAUGGAAGGCAUAGCGAACGUGCUGAACCGCGCCAAAGCCUUAAACGCCGUGCUCACGCAAGCCAAGUCCUGGUCGUUAAUUGUGCGCAUGCUCAGCGGCAUCGGACGCUACCGCGAAAUGUUCUACUGUUUCGAUUCGCUGCUCAAAAAUGAACAGUUCGAAUCGCUGCUGGGUCAGUUCGAUGAGGAGAAGACAAUCGGUCUGCGUCAGGCGAUAAUCACAUAUCUACGCGAAUAUUGUCCGAAUAACGGUAGAGAAUAUUUAAAAUUGACUGCGCUGCACUUUCUCAUGUAUCAGGAGCUGGCCGAAAUGUGGGAGCAGGAUGCGCAAGCCGUGCUGGCCAAGAUCAUCAAUCAAACGGCUGUCAACACCGCACAGCUGCCCGAGAAGAUGUCCAUGGCCAAUUUGACAACGGCAAAUCCCACAAAAACGUUCAUACCCAAACUGCGUGCCACACCAGAGUUGCUUGUGCUGCUGCAGCAAGCUAUGGAAUAUUACACGCAUGCAACGGAAAAUUAUUUGCUCGACAAUAAGUUGUUGUUGGCGCAACGCGUCGCCUCGUUGGCCGAAAUGGUGGCUGUGCAAAUUGAUUUGGCCAGCAAAGCCUUGGAUCGCAAUGCCAUGGAGACGCAUCUAUGUGUAUGUGUGGUGAAUGUGCAGACGCGUGAGGAAUUUCGUGAACUGAUCAAUGCGGAGCUGAGCGUGCCGCAAACGCUUAUACUCAGUCGCGCUUGCGGCUUCGACAUAAACUGGGCUGAAGUGCUGCUCUCGCAAUAUGUUAUACUCGGGCAUGCGCAUUAUCUGCAGGAAUACUUGCAACAUUUACAGAUCAAUGACAAUAUCAUUGAGAAUACCGUUAAAGGCUUUCAACUGUAUGCGCAGCAUCAUCGCAUCAGUGCGCGCAUGGAUGAGCAUUUGGCGCAAUUGGUGGCUUUGGUCAAGUCGGUGGCGCUCAAGUACAAGUUAGCCUCGGUGCUGAGCCUUAAAACGAUUGUGAUGUCGCUGAUAAGCGAGCAGACCGCACACUAUUUGCGCGACACGAAUUUCGGACGAAAUGAGAAUCGCAACUUAAACGAUAUGUGACGUCACUGUAAACUGUUUAUGGCGAAUACUAAGCGUAUGCGAUGUGAAGUCGCGCUCGGUGUGUAUGUGUGUUUCAAGUUUUGCUUAUGGCUACGCUUUUUUGAAAAAUUUCACGCUUUGCUUAGAACGAUAUUCUAUGUGAAAUGUAUGCAAAUUUAUGAGAAUGUGUUGUGCAAAUAUUUAAAUUUUUAUCACGAUUGAUUGAAAUUGCUCGAAUCACAUGUACCCAUAUAUAUGUACAUAUAGACAUACAUACAUACAUAUAUAUUUUAGAAUAAGCAUAAUGUGUAUGGAAAUAGAAAUAUUUUUUUACGCAAAAAUUCA